Molecule: messenger RNA, 753 nt
Organism: Hibiscus syriacus
Lineage: Eukaryota; Viridiplantae; Streptophyta; Magnoliopsida; Malvales; Malvaceae
Exons: 1
Coding region: 1-753 (250 amino acids)
Source: RefSeq, a predicted model, not a curated record
AUGACUAGUAGAAACUAUAUUCAAGGACAGACUGACCACACCAUGUUCUACAAACACUCGAAAAGUGAAAAAUGUUGCAUUCUCAUUUUCUAUGAGGACGAUAUAAAAUUAACAGAGGAUGAUUCAAGCGAAAUUAAAAUCCUAAAAGAGUUUCUAAGUACUGAAUUCAAACUUAAGGACUUGGGGAAUCUUAGAUACUUUCUUGGAAUGGAGGUAGCAAGGUCUAAGGCAGGUAUUUCCAUCUCCCAAAGAAAGCAUGUUCUCGAUCUGCUUUUAGAAGUUGGUUUGAUGGGCUGCAAACCAGCUGAAACUCCUAUGGAAUUCAAUCUUAAAUUAGGGACUGAUCAGGAUGGAGAAGAUAUCGAUAAGGGGAGAUAUCAACGACUAGUAGGGAGACUUAUCUACCUAUCUCACACUCGUCCAGACAUAGCUUUCGAUGUGAGUGUUAUCAGCCAGUUCAUGCACGCUCCAAGGGAGAAACAUCUGGAAGCUGCGUACAAGAUAUUAAGGUAUCUCAAGGGGACUCCGGGUAAAGGCCUGCACUUCAAGAAAACUGUCAACCGAAGUGUAGAAGUAUAUACUGAUGCAAACUGGGCAGGUGCUGUUAACGACAGACGUUCUACAAGUAGUUACUAUAGCUACGUUUGGGGUAAUCUCGUAACAUGGAGAAGUAAAAAACAGUCUGUUGUAGCACGCAGCAGUGCAGAGGUAGAGUAUCGAGCACUAUCUCAUGGUAUAUGCAAAGGAAUCUAG